Corythoichthys intestinalis (scribbled pipefish) is the source of this 2105-nucleotide messenger RNA. RefSeq names its product CD209 antigen-like protein E. The transcript is spliced from 7 exons. The record is from RefSeq and is a predicted model, not a curated record. Gene Ontology annotation, cellular component: external side of plasma membrane; plasma membrane. Gene Ontology annotation, biological process: positive regulation of natural killer cell mediated cytotoxicity; stimulatory C-type lectin receptor signaling pathway. Gene Ontology annotation, molecular function: transmembrane signaling receptor activity. NCBI's taxonomy places the organism in Eukaryota, Metazoa, Chordata, Actinopteri, Syngnathiformes, Syngnathidae. The coding region runs from base 247 to 984 and encodes 245 amino acids.
UUGCCCGAGAUUCCACCCAAGAUUUACAGGAAGGUCAAAUACAGGACAGAGAAUCAAAAUAAAGGGAAGUCUUCGGCAGACAGCUAAAGACUGGACAUUGCCGCGUAUUUUCUUUCUCUCUGAUAGGACACUUUCAAGGUACAAACUUGUAGCGUUGUGGCAUUUCUUUCACCCGCUUUUAUAAGUCAUUCAGUCCCAUUGAGUACUGUUCCAAGGAACGAGAAAGCCCAAGAGUAGAAGGGAAUAAUGGAGAUGACGAAGGUUGUCACAAAGAAAUCAAAACAGCUUAAGAAGAAAAGGACAGCUAACAAAGCUAUGCAAGAAGUCAAUGAUGAAGGAAAUCCAUAUGCACUUGUGGAGGGUCCAUAUGAAGAAGCAGAUGGAUCAAGUCACUACUCGGCACUACAAAAGCCACCUGAGGAUAUAUAUUCCAGCAUUUCGGAAACAGCAAAAAAGGCGCAAGAUACUGCAAAGUGUUACCGAGUCAUAUGCUUGAUCCUGAGCAUGCUCUGCUUGAUACUGCUGGCUGCCAUUGUGGUCAUUGUGAAAAUUUGUCCCGUGAACCAAGUCAGGUGGGUUCCAGAGAGAUGCAACAAGGAGCAGUGCAGCACUUUUACGCCUCAAGAUGAACACCGAUGUAACUGCUGCUUCAUCUGCCCCAUCGGGUGGACGAGAGUUGACCAAUCCUGUUUUUUCUUCUCCACGUUCACUCUGAGCUGGGACAAGAGCGGGACGCACUGUUUGGAGCAAGGUGGCUCACUGGCCUUGAUCGAUAAUGACGAAGUGCAGAACUUUCUGACUCAAAGGGGGAAUGGCUUGAAAUACUGGAUCGGUCUGGGACCUCAAGGGAGCAUGACACCCAGUUACUGGAGCCGGAAACCGUCAUUCGGAAAUUGUGUUGUUCUGGACAGCAGCGGUCCCGCUGACAGCAACUGGAUGAAGUCAGACUGCGGCUCCAACAAUUUCUUCAUCUGUCAGUUGUAGAUCUGAACUGGACAUCAUUAGUUCAAAACAAACAAGAGAUGCUUUGCAAGUUGUGUUACGUAGCACUGUAUAUUAUCAGGCAUGUGCGAGUAUGACAUUCUGACGGUAUGAUGACCUUAAGCCAAAAUAGACCCCACUCACAUGACGUCACAACAACACCUCUGCGCCAUAUUGUCCGUCAGCUCGUCGUGUUUAUGCAUUAAUGCUAUGUAAAUUCCUCUUAUUAUGGUGUGGUUUUCUGCUCGUUACCAUUAAUAAUCAAAAUGGUGAAGGCGUGUGUGGCGAUUGGUUGCAGUAACAGAGAAGAUAGACGGAGAGACUUGAAGUUCUACCGUAUUCCGAGAGACCCGCAGAGGAGAGCGAGAUGGACUGCUGCAAUUCGACGAGAAAACUCGGCACCAAACGCUCACCACAGACUAUGUAGUAGUCAUUUUAUACCUGGUAAGAUGCAUUUUAUAUUUAUUUAGAGGGUUUUGGGCUGACAAAAACAAAAACACAAUUAAGAUCAUUGCGAGGCUAAUCGCCGACAACAUACAGUUUCAAAUUCAAGAUGUUUAUUUCUUCCGCCUUCAUUAUUUUUUGAAUAAUAUUUAGCUGGUACCAAGUGAAAAAAGCUGGCCUGGUCUACGGAUCAUCAGGUAAACAGGGGUGUCCAAACUUUUUGCAAAGGGGGCCAGAUUUGGUGUGGUAAAAAGGUGGGGGGGGCUACCUUGACUGAUUUACGUAGAACAAUAUAUUUAAACAAUUUUUAGCAAGCCCUUCUGUGUGUCCCAUUUGCUUUAUUAUUAUUUUUUUUUAAUUCAUAAUUUCAACAAUCUCACCUUUGUGGCGUUCUCUUUCGACACUCGGGCUCUUGCGAAAUACUGCUGCUGUGAAAUUAAACUAGCUUCAAGUUGCUAUAAUUUCUUGCUGCGUAUCUUCCUUGUAAUGUUGUCAUACAUGACAGCGUGUCUUGUUUGGUAAUAUCGCGUCACAUUGAACUCUUUGAAAACAGCGACUGUCUCUUUGCAAAAGAGGCAGACACAGUUGUUGCGUAUUGUAUUGAAGAAAUAGUCCAAUAUCCACCUAUCCUUGAAGCGUCGGCAAUCGCAGUCAACUUUUUUCUUUAUUGAUUGUCGCCA